Messenger RNA from Epinephelus moara (kelp grouper), 5207 nucleotides. RefSeq lists its product as uncharacterized. The record is from RefSeq and is a predicted model, not a curated record. The coding region runs from base 129 to 1640 and encodes 503 amino acids. Lineage: Eukaryota; Metazoa; Chordata; Actinopteri; Perciformes; Serranidae. The transcript has 2 exons.
AACACUUUCAACCACAUCUUAUGACUCACAGGAGUGCUGUCAACUCACUUAGGACUCAGGUCUGAAGAAAGCCUGACAUAACUCCUGGGGAAGAGGAUUCUUCAGUCUACUGCCCAUCGCAGAACAACAUGGCACCGACUAAACUGGGAGCUUGGAGUCCUUUAACAGAGGCAGCUGUGGGGUUUGCACUGGGAGCAGUGGGAGGUUCCAUACUAGGAGCCACAGAGGAUCCAGUGGACAAGAUCUUGUCAGUGAUGACUUCUGCAGGCCCACUGAAACCAGUGAUGGAGGAAGUCAGGACAGUGGGUGCUCUCGGGCUGGGGACCCUUCUUGGAGCCACAGCUUUGACCACUGUGAUGACCUCAGUCGUAGCUGGUGUGAUUUUGGCAGCAGUGGUAGCUUCAGUAUUUGUGGCCAUGAGAAGCUGUGCCUCCCACACAGACUCUGCUGGUAUGUGGGCAUCAGCAGCACUCGCUGGGGCCUUUGGGACCACUCUCAGUGGAGCCACGCUUGGGAUUACUAUUGAAUGGAUUGUGAGGGCCUAUGGCAUGGUGGGCCUCCUGUGGGUGUUGAGCAUAUUCACCAUGCUCAAACCGCCCCUGCACUUUGUAUUUAAAUUCCUCUGGAAGCAGGGAGAGGCCUGUUGCACUCUGGGAUCUACCGUCUGGGACAGGGACAGGAAACAGAUGGAGAUUACAGAGUUGCAGCACAGGCAGAGAGCAGCUGAGCAGAUAGAGCAGACGAUACUGACGCUGGAGAAGGGAGGCAGCACCGGUGGGAUGGAGAAUAAGAUGACAUGGGCCAAUGAGCGAAGGCAGAGAGAGGAGAUAGAAAGGAGGAAGAUAGAGAGUGAAGAGGCAGAAAUGGAGCAAAGAACAAUCCAAGACUGGAUCACCACGGUGGUGAUCAAAUACGUGGACUUCUUGGCUUUCUCUGGGAUUCCAAUGACAGUGGUUGCCAUAGUAACAUCAGGGUUCGGGGUGUUUGGUUACGGAGGCCACCAAUCUGUGUUUAUAGUGCUUCUGGCUUUGGUUGUAGUCAUAGCCUAUUUGCUUAUGAAAUCUUCUGACUUUAAGUUCUGGAUGUUGAUAGGUUGCAUGGCAAUGCUUGCUACAUUUGUCAUUGCCUUACUCACCCUACAUGCCGGGCAGGUGGUUGUAACAACUGCCAUGAAGAUGCAAGCAGCAGGACAGAGUCAGUCCACAGAAAACAUCAGUGCUCGUAUGAACUACCAAUCCUCUCUGGAAGCUUUGAACGCAGCUGUCUUUGUGGCAAAAUUAUUUGAGCUGGGUUUAGGGGCUACAGUGGGGGGUCCGCUGGUGAGGCGAGCAGCUGGAGAGGUGAAAGUUAUAGCAGGGGCGGCUUCAGUUGCGGGGGGUUUACUUGUGGGGUUGGAGGUUUUAGGCCCGGUUCUGGGAGAAGGGGGGAAAGCUGGGGCACUGCUGGGGGUGGUGGGGGCAGCGGGGGUGUCUGCGGGUGCAGCUGCAGCCUUGGCUGGAAGGUGGUCCUCAUGGCUAGGAACUUUGGGAACAAUAGCAGGGUUGGUCAUAGGAGCAUUAGGGGUGGGAAAAUGGCAUAUUGUUAACAUUGGACUGCAGCUGCCUGUUGCCUAUAUCUUCGCUAUGACCAAUCCCUUUUAACACAACAACCAUAAGCCGACUGUCAAACAUGUCGAAGCACUAGGAGUUGCCAGUGUAUCAUUUGUACUAGUUACCUGUUUUGAGUUAAUUGAAAGGAUAAGUGUAGUUAUAUUCCAUAUUUUUCCCUACAAUUAACAAAUCCAAUGUGUAGAGCCAAACCAACAGUGAAGGUAUUGUAAUAACAAGUAUAAUAUAUUCUUCCUCUAUGCCAAAUGAUGACUAUUAAAAAUGCAUCAGUGAGUCACAUUGGGUAUGUUUACAUGCACACAAUAGUGCCCUAUCAGCCUUACUAAGAAUAACUAAUGACCCCCUUCUAGCUGCUAACUCAGGUAAUUGCUCCAUCCUCUUGCUCCUAGAUCUAAUUGUAGCCUUUGACAGUGUGGAUUACUCUACUCUCAUUCACAGAGUUAAGGAAUAGGUGGGCAUCUCUGAUCCUGCUUUAAACUGGUUCCCUUCAUAUUUAUCCAAAAGAUCCUUCUUUGUCUAUGUCAGCAACUCAUUUUCUUCCUUGGCCCCCAUCUACUGUGGUGCACCCCAAGGGUCCAUACUUGGUCCAGUCCUCUUCUCUAUUUUUUUUUUUUUACUUCCGUUAGGCCACAUUAUUCAAAUACAUAACAUGUGUUUUCACUGUUAUGCGGAUGACACGCAGAUUUACCUCCCCUUAGAGCCAAACAACAUCAACAAACUAACUGAACUUGGGAACUGUCUUCAUGACAUCAAACCCUGCAAAGAUUCCAAUUUUCUCCAGCUCAAUUAGAGUAAAACUUAACUUAUUGUAUUUGGCCCACAUCACUCCUCAUCUUGGCCCAUUGGCCCCCUUUGUUAACCCACAUGUUAAAAAUUAUAUUUGUUAUAUUUGAUUCAGAAUUGAAGUUUGACAAACAAAUCAACCAAGUAGUAAAAUUAAGUUUCAUGCCGCUGCACACCAUCUCCAAACUCAGAUCAAUUCUCUGUACUUCUAACCUAGAGAAAGUCAUUCACACCUUCAUAUCCUCCUCUGCUUUGAUUACUGCAACUCAUUAUAUACCUGGGCAUAACUCUGGACAAUAAACUCAAUUUCGAUCAGCACACCAGAGACAUACAAAAAAGGAGCCAACAAAGACUGUCAGCUAUCCGAAAACUCAAAGGACUCUAUGUCGCCCCCCUUCUACUGCUAUUUCUGUACCAAAGCAUCAUUCAUUGUUUCUUCACCAUGCUUUCUGUCACCAGUCGGGCCAAACUGACACACAUCACACACACCGCUUCCAAAAUCAUUGGUCUUCCCACACCCAACCUCACAGAGUUAAAUAACAGGUCCAUUACACGCUUUGCAAAAUCAAUAGAAUGGAACACCACACACCCACUCAACCAAUACCUCAUCCCAUUACCCUCAGGGCGCAGGUACCAAACACUUAAACUCAGGAAAGCUUGACUCUGGAAGAGCUUGAUCUCAGCAGCCAUAGCUGCGCUGAACAAGAGAUCCCAAUGACUCAAAGUGUCCACCUCUGUGAAUGAACGUGAUGUUUUGUGAUGUCUGUGAUAUGUCUGCACCUGUGAUAUUUGUGAUCGAUCUCUGUAAAUGUACAGUUAGUGGAAACAAAUUUCCCUCUGGGACGAAUAAAGUAAGUCUAAGUCUAGUCUAAGUCUAUAUGUUGGCAUUACUCAGUCUUCUUUCUCCUGUCUUCAGAAAGUCCAAAAUGCAGUCCUGAGAUCCAGGACUAAGUAUUACAGGUACAAGACUUUCUCUGUCACUGCCCCCAAAGGCUGGAAUUCUCCUUCUCCCACCAUCUGAUUCUCCCCCACCACUGAGAUUUUCAAGAGUCAAUAUAAAACACACUUGUACUCACUACCCUUUAAUUGUGCAUAAUGUGAUUGUCAUUAUUGCUGUUACUGUCACAGUGUGGUGACAGUAUAAAAUCAACACUGAUGCAGUUUUUUACUAUUGUUGCAAUAAUCCUGGUAAUGACAUGUUAUCAUUGUUGUUAUUAUUAUUUUGUUACUAUUAUCACUCAGAUUCUUUUGUUUCUCCUUCGGUUGUACACUUUUCUCUGUGUGUGCUAUAAGAGCACUUUGGGUCAAAUCUGUGUUUAAAGUGUUACAUAACUAAAGUUGAUUUGACUUGACUAUUAUUGUGAAUAUAUCAAUUUUCUGAAUUUGAUGCAAGUGGCAUGAACAGCAUAUUCUGGAACAUCUUUUAGGAGCUCUUAGAUUUUGCACAUUUCAAGAAGGUGGUUGAAGAAUUGAAAGAUGGAAGGUGUGUUUGCUCAAUCCAACAAGUCCUGCAGCGGAAACUUUGAAAAAGUCAUGUUAUGAUGCAAAGAAGCAAAAUGACAAGCAGCUCUAGCUGUUCCACUUUUCUGUAUUAAGAAGUGAUACAUCAACAACAUGUUAAAAAAACAAUUAAUCUGAGUAUGCAGGGUGAUAUACAGGAGUUUUAUUGGAAUAUUCAUUUUUUUCUAUCAGCCACGUAAACACCUUAGUAGGAAUAUUACCUUUUUCAGAAUAUGGGCAAAAAACAGAAUAUUUUGUGUGUAAAAAUGUAGUCACUGUUGCACUGGGUGACAUGUUCCGUCAUUACCAUGAACACACAUACACACACUAACACACACACACACACACACACACACACACACUGUAUUUCAUACACUGUGAUGACUUAAUCCCAUAUACACCAUGCUUUUGCAAAGUAGAACACAUCAUGUGGAUUCAUCCAAAAACAUGUGGAUUCAUCCAAAAAAAAGAGCCUUUUUUUAAAGAUGAAACUUUAUUUUAUUUUAUUUAUUUACAUCUUCACUAGGAACCAGUGGGCUUGGGGCUGAAUGCCACAGAGAGAGUAGGGAUGUCAUAAAGUAUUGAGACAUGCACAAACACAUUGAAGGUUUUGAUUUUUUCAUAAGAUUUUUAACCAUAAGAAAAAAAAACAGAGUAACAUUCUGACUGGUCCUUUAAAGCUAAACUCCACCCACUUUUGACCAGGCAGGGGCUCAGGUGAACACUGGCAGAAGUGCAAGCUAGUUUGUAGCUGCAUACUGUUGCAAGACAACAGAAGUCACUAAAAUUACCAAAGAUUUAAUUACCAAUUUCCUGGUCAUCUCAAGUUUGCUGGAAAUGUUAUUCAAGGCGCCAUAAUGCUGGGUGUUUAGACGUCAACAUUAUCAGUUCCUCCAUCUUGUCUUCUCUCUGCUUCAGUGAUUCACACUAGUUGACUGGCUAAAGCCAGGCGACAGCUGCCUCAUUGAAAUGACUGGAGGCAGCGUGCAGUGGUGUGAAAGCCCCUAUAGAGCUUGAAAUCUUUCCUGCCAGAUAAGGCUCUAAAACCAAUAAAACUGUAACAGUUCACCUACAAAAUCCAACUCCUGUUUUAUAUUUUAUAUUGAAGCUGGGGCAGCACUGUGUUAGCACUGCCACCUCACAGCCAAGAGGGUUCUGGGUGUAACCCACCAGCCAGCUUUUCCUUUUGAUAGUUAUCUGUAAUGUUUUGUAGUGUACACUAUGCUUAAGAUUAUUGCAUUCUUACAUGUCUGUACCAGGGGCCCCCUGCAAUAUAACCUCUCUGUGUAAACUGAUUAAAUUGAAGAUGUGUUAUCU